UCCAACUCCUGGCUCCACACAGGACCACCCACAAAUCAGACACACUCAGUCUGAGAGUGUUGUCCUUGAACUCCGUCAGCUUGGAGCUGCGCACUGCCCUGGGGAUUCUGUUCUGUGCCCACCGCCUUCUGCUGAAGAACCAUUCCCACUCGACCCGCCCUCCCCUGACACAGCUCCAUGCCGUGCCCUUGGGCCUUGUCGCUGUCACACAGAGCAGAGCUCAGCGCUGCCCUUCCGCUCCCUGUGAGGGCCUCAGCUCCUCUGCUCCGGGCUGAGCUAACCAGGGGACCUCAGCCGCUUUCAUACGCUUUGUCCUCCGUGCCGUUCAGCACCUUCGUAGCCCUGCGCUGGACACGCUAGAGUGUCUAGAAGAAAACUGAACAUCCAUAUUUGCUCCCUGGCUAUCCCAUCCCCAACUCUGCAGGGGGCAGCAGAUUCUAACCAACCUUUUGAUCACGGAGUUGGGCAAUCAGUGUCUGCCCCAGUAAAGGAAUGUCGGUCUGGGUGCCUGGAGCACCGCCAGGCAUUACGUUCCCGUGGGGCUGGGCUACGCCCAGGCCAAGCACACCAUUCAGAAACUCUCCAUUCCGUUGUCGGGUUUUGCUGCCCACCUCCAGGGCAGCCCCGGCUGGACAGGAGGGGUCACGCUCCGCCCCGGGGGACUUUGAGCUGAGCGGCAGGCUGCCCUUCUCUCCGGCCACCAUUUGUGCCAUCGGGGGCAUCGGGCUGCCUGCGGCCAUGGCGGGCGAGUACCGGCUGCUGCUGGCGAACGCCCGGCAACUGGUGCUGGUGUGCGGCCACGGCGAGCAGUACUUGCUGCGGGAGGGCAUGGCGAGGCUGGACGUGCUGCACGAUGCCAGCCUGGUAGUGGGGCUAGAUGGCUGUAUAAAAGCCGUGGGCCCGGCAGAUGCUAUCCGCCGCCGCUUUGCAGGAGCAACGUUUGAAAGUAAAAUUGACUGCACUGGGAAGUGCGUAUUGCCAGGCCUGGUGGAUGCGCAUACACAUCCUGUGUGGGCUGGUGAUAGGGUGCAUGAGUUUGCAAUGAAGCUGGCAGGUGCUUCCUAUAUGGAAAUCCACCAGGCUGGAGGAGGAAUACAUUUCACUGUGGAACACACUCGGAAGGCCACAGAAGAAGAGCUGUUUGCUACUUUCAAAGACCGACUUGAACGCAUGUGCAGAGCAGGAUCUACUUUGGUUGAGUGCAAGAGUGGAUAUGGCUUGAACUUAGAAACAGAACUCAAAAUGCUGAGAGUGAUUGAACGUGCUAGGCAGUCCAUGGAUAUUGGCAUUUCUUCAACUUACUGUGGAGCUCAUUCUGUGCCAAAAGGGAAAACUGCUAUUGAAGCUACAGAUGACAUUAUUAAUAACCAGCUCCCUAAACUGAAAGAACUCCAACAAAGUGGUGAAAUACAUGUUAACAAUAUAGAUGUGUUCUGUGAGAAGGGAGUCUUUGAUCUGGAUUCUACCAGGAGAAUUCUUCAAGCUGGAAAAGAAACAGGUUUACAGAUUAACUUUCAUGGUGAUGAACUCCAUCCAAUGAAAUCUGCGGAGCUUGGAGCUGAACUAGGAGCCCAGGCUAUCAGCCACCUAGAAGAAGUUAGUGAUGAAGGUAUCACAGCAAUGGCAAAAGCUAAGUGUGCAGCUGUCCUUCUGCCAACCACUGCCUACAUGCUAAGACUGAAGCAACCUCAAGCCAGAAAAAUGUUAGAUGAAGGAGUUAUUGUUGCUCUUGGCAGUGAUUUUAAUCCUAAUGCAUAUUGUUUUUCAAUGCCUAUGGUGAUGCAUCUGGCCUGUGUAAACAUGAAGAUGUCAAUGAAUGAAGCCCUAGCAGCUGCCACCAUUAAUGCAGCUUAUGCUCUGGGAAAAUCAGACACGCAUGGUUCCAUAGAGAUUGGCAAGCAGGGGGAUCUUGUUAUUAUAAAUUCAUCAAGGUGGGAGCACUUGAUAUACCAGUUUGGGGGACAUCAAACAUUGAUCGACUAUGUUAUAAUUAAAGGAAAAAUUGUCUACAAAAAUGGGAGCUGUGAUAUGGUGAGCAGUUACUGAAAGAAGACAAUCAUUUGCAUGGAUUAUUUUAAAGCAACAGACAAAUCAGAUUUGUAUUUACUAUAUAAAUUGUUUCACUGCUCUUCUUACCACCCCUUUUAUUCAAAUGAACUUUAUCAAGCAAAAAAAAAUU
Phasianus colchicus (ring-necked pheasant) is the source of this 2179-nucleotide messenger RNA. RefSeq names its product amidohydrolase domain containing 1 (gene AMDHD1). Gene Ontology annotation, molecular function: imidazolonepropionase activity. Lineage: Eukaryota; Metazoa; Chordata; Aves; Galliformes; Phasianidae. The record is from RefSeq and is a predicted model, not a curated record. Gene Ontology annotation, cellular component: cytoplasm.